Vitis riparia (riverbank grape) is the source of this 781-nucleotide messenger RNA. RefSeq names its product thioredoxin-like protein CXXS1. Lineage: Eukaryota; Viridiplantae; Streptophyta; Magnoliopsida; Vitales; Vitaceae. The transcript is spliced from 3 exons. The record is from RefSeq and is a predicted model, not a curated record. The coding region runs from base 149 to 529 and encodes 126 amino acids.
GAAAAGCCCCAAAACUAAAAAAAAUGGGCUCAACACCACAAAGGUACAAGGCAGCAUCAUGAUUCGCCAAGUUUCUCUAUAAAUUCCACCAUUUUUUAAGGGGAAGAAGGGGAAGUAGUAGUAGUCAGUUUUAGUCUGCAAGGCAAGGAUGGCAGGGAAUCAACAGCUGAAAGAGUCUAGAGUUGUGAAGGUAGAUUCAGAGGAAUCCUGGGAUUUGUUCUUCUCGCAAGCUACAAAUCAGGGCUGCCCAGUUGUGGUUCAUUUUACUGCUGCUUGGUGCAUUCCCUCUGUGGCCAUGACUGCUGUUUUUGAAGAUCUGGCCUUAAAUUACCAAGACAUGCUGUUUCUAGUGGUGGAUGUGGACGAGGUUAAGGAGGUGGCAUCCAAGAUGGAGAUAAAGGCCAUGCCCACCUUUCUGCUGAUGAGGGAAGGGGCUCAGGUGGACAAGCUUGUUGGGGCUAACCCGGACGAGAUCAGGAAAAGGACUGAGGCUUUUAUUCGCUCCUCUCGCUCCCAUAAAAUGACUUGAAUCUGUGAAUAUGCCAACUACAUCAUCAUCAUCAUCAUCAUCAUCAUCUUCUCUGAGUCUCUGCAGUUUUGGAUUCAUUUCAAUGUAUUUUUUUUAAUGUUAUUUGACUCUUGGGGGAAAUGUUUUGGAUUCAUUUCAAUGUUGUAAAUUAGUAAAAGAGUGAUGUAUUUUUUUUUAAUGUUAUUGACUCUCGGGGAAUUGUUGUCUAGAAGCUGAUUGAAGACUAAAAUGAAUUCAGAGAAACUCCCAACA